AUGUGUAAUGCUCGUUCUGCUUCGACCCCUCCUGCCCCUGCCCGUGCCUGCCAGGCCGCACCAACCACGUUGACCUCGUCAUGCUCCCCACCGGCUCCUGGCCGCGCUGGUGCUGGUUCUGCAGGGGCAGUGGGCGGUGCUACUGCGCGUGCUGCCUGGGCACGGGGGAGAAGCGCGGCCUCAUCGGCUUCCACUGACCACCCGCCUCCUUCAUCGCCACCCACUCAUCGCCGCCCUCCUUCACCACCACCCACUCAUCGCCGCCUCCCUUGUGUGCUUGGCGUCUUUCAUCUCAUGCGGUCACAGUGCCUGUGUCCUCCACUUGGGCGUACAUUCCGCGUUCGGAUCAAUCACGCGUCGGUUGCCAUGCGCAUGUCAUCGCCGCCCGUCAUGCCGCCGGAUCCCUUGGCGGCGAGCCGUUCUCCUGGCGAAGCGAGAGAGAAUCCCAAACCCGCCCGCGCCUCGCACGCUCGUCGCGCUGCCGUCCCGCUGCUGCGCGCCGUCCGUUCUCUGCUUGCGUCACUUGACCAACAGCGAUGCGCCGACGUGGCAGCGAGCGACUGUUUGGAAGAUGCAGUGAGCCUGCUGUGCGACCGCCUGGAAGUCCUCCGCGCCGCCCACUCGCGGCUGGACGGCACGCGGCGCGGGGAAGGGCAGAGCGGGGAAGGGCAGAGCGGGGAAGGGCAGAGCGGGGAAGGGCAGAGUGGGGGAGGUAAGAAGGCGGAAGGGAAAAGCAGGAGAGGCAGGAAGAAGGCUCGGCGCGGCGAGAAGGGGAAGGAGAGGAAGGGAGAAGUGGAUGGUGGGCGCAGGGGGGAAGACGCGCGGACGUCUGGCGGCACGGCGGGUGAGAUCAGGGCGACGGUCGCGCGAUGUACACUGGCCGAGGGGGAGGGGGGGCUGGCGGAAGGGGAAAAGGGCGAUGGCGGACUAGCGGGUGGGGGUAAGGGGAGAGGGAUGGGGGAGAGAGAAGCGCGCGUGAUGGCGAGGGCGGUGGCGGUGGCUGACAGCGGCGACUGGGGCGCGCUGCUGGCGUGCGGGCAGUGCUGGGGGGGCGCCGGAGAGGGCGGAGAGGGCGGAGAGGGCGGAGAGGGCGGGGAGGGCGGGGAGGGCGGAAAGGGCGGAGAGGGCGGAGAGGGCGGAGAGGGCAGAGAGGGCGGGGAGGGCGAGUGGGAGCACGUGUGUCGGCGCUUCCCUGCUGCCCUCGAUGCCAUCGAGUCUGCUGCUGCCUCGCUCCUCCUCCUCCUCUGCCACUCCCUGCGCCACUCCCCUACCCCUCCACACCCACCGCCAUCUCAACGCCCCUCCUCUGCUUCCGCCUCUCACCCCCCCUCCCGCAGCCCUCUGCUCCCCUCGCCCCUCGUGCUGCCCCUACGCGCGCCCUUCCACCGCCUGCUCCCCCUGCUGCUGCGCUCCCCCUGCCCCUCCGCGCGCCUACAGGCUGCGCGCGCCCUCGCUCUGCUGCUCGCCGCUAUCGCCCGCGGCGUCACUCGCGGCCGCGGCUGCUUCCAGUGGGGGCGCGCGCUGGGGGGGACGCAGAGGGGCGCGCAGGAGGGCAUGGGCGCAAGCAAGAGGGGUGGGGGGUUGCGAACAGAGGCGAGGACGAGGGGAGAGGAGGUGGGAGGGUGGAUGAGGACGGAGGGGAUGGAAGGGCAGGGUGGCGGAAGGGAGAGGGCAGCAGGAGGAGCAGGGCGAGGGCAGGAGGAGAGGGAGGAUGGCGCAAGAGGUGGCAGGGCGCUCUUGUGUUCUGCAGUGGGCGCGUGCUCUGGUGCAGGGGGAGCAAUGGGGGAAGCAAUGGGGGAAGCAAUGGGGGAAGCAAGGGGGGAAGCAAGGGGGGAAGCAAGGGGGGAAGCAAGGGGGGAAGCAAGGGGGGAAGCAAGGGGGGAAGCAAGGGGGGAAGCAAUGGGGGAAGCAAUGGGGGAAGCAAUGGGGGAAGCAAGGGGGGAAGCAAUGGGGGAAGCAAGGGGGGAAGCAAUGGGGGAAGCAAGGGGAGAAGCAAGGGGGGAAGCAAGGGGGGAAGCAAUGGGGGAAGCAAGGGGGGAAGCAAUGGGGGAAGCAAGGGGGGAAGCAAUGGGGGAAGCAAGGGGAGAAGCAAGGGGGGAAGCAAGGGGGGAAGCAAGGGGGGAAGCAAUGGGGGAAGCAAGGGGGGAAGCAAGGGGGGAAGCAAGGGGGGAAGCAAUGGGGGAAGCAAGGGGGGAAGCAGUCGGGGGAGAAAGGCAGGAAGCAACAGUUGGGGGAGGCGGAGCAACAGUUGGGGGAGGCGGAGCAGCAGCAGGGAUGGUGGAGAGUGCGGGGGUGCGGUGGGUGGUGGAGGCAUACGGUGCCAUGGUGCCGUCACUGCAUCGCAUGCUCUCCCACUCACACCCUCGCCUCGUGCUCGCUGCCCUCACUGCCCUGCACCACCUCCUCACUCUCGACCCGUUGCCAGCAGCCAAUCGCAUCGCGCGCAUGGCUCUGCCUGCCCUCGCCCGCCUGCUGCACGCACACCCCCUCCCUCCGCCUCGCGUCGCCCCCUCCUCGCCCACCGCUGCUGCCCCUGGCCUGGGUGAUGGCUCUCGGGGAGGGCCAGCGGGCAGGGCGACGCAGGCAGCGCCAGGGGCAAGAGAGCAGGGCGCAGCGGAAUGCGCAGCAGAGAGGGAGGGGCACGCAAGCUUGUCCGCGCUGCACCGCUGCUCGUGUGCCACGUUGCUUGGCCCUGCCCAUGGGAGUGCCAGCGAUGGGAGCGGGGAGAUGCCCGGAGCAGGAGGCGAUGAGGGAGUGAGGGAGGUGGGUGCAGUCAAAAGGAGGGAAGGGGGCACGGGGCGAGGGGAUCAAGCAGUGGGGGCAAAUGCAGCGCACCGCACCCCCUGUGCCACCCCCCGCUCGCCUGUGUGCCCUCUGUCCUGGCAGCAGCGGGCUGCGGCGCUGCUGCUGUGUCUGGCAGCGCGCUCCCUCGACCUGCUGCUCCUCGCCUCCGCGCCGCCCUCCCUCGCACUGCUCGUCGCCGCCGUCAGGGGUGCAGGCGGCAGCGGUGAAUGUGGAAGGGGUGCCGGCUGUGGGGGUAGGGGGAAAGGGGGAGGAAGAGCUCGGGAUGGCGAGAGGGAAGCGGGGGCAGGAGAGCGGGGUGUGCAGACCGGGGGGUGUGCGGGAGGUGCAUGGGGUGGCGCAGAGAGGGGGCAUGGUGUGCAUGGAAGGGGCAGCAGUGAGUGCAUGUGUGAGUGCACACGUGCGUGCGUGCCUGCCUGUGCCACCCUGCGUCCGGCCCUAUGGUUCUCGCACGGUGCGGUGGCAGCGGUGAGGGUGUGGGCAGCACACGCGCUGGCAGGCAUGGCGGGGCAGCGGCGUGCGCGGAGGGGCAUGGUGCAGGCGGGGGGCGUGCAGGCGCUGCUGGCGCUGCUGGGGGAUGCCCUGGCGGGGGAGAGGAGUAUUGGGGGGAAGUGGGUGAGGGGGGGUGGGGAGAGGGGGUUGCUGGGAAUGGGGAAGGGAGGUGCCGGUGAGAGGGGGGAAGAAGGGGAUUGGGGGGCCGAGGAACAAGGCGGAGAGGGCGAGUGGUGUGGCGGGGGAGAGGGGGAGAAGAGGGCGAGGAGGAGGGGAAACAGCACAGCCACCUUGCCACAGCAGUUGUCACCCACCCGCACGCCCAGUCCCCAUCCAUCGCCUCCUCCCGCUCUCCAGUCUGCCCAUGGCGCCCCGCCCCUCAACCACCUCCCCCGCAUGCUGCUUGCCCAGCUCACAGCAGCCACAGCCGUGGGUCUGCUCGCCUGCCACACCGACCCACCUCUCCCUUUCCUGCCCGUCACCGCCACCCCUCUCCUCCUCACCAUGCUGCUCCGCGCCUCAGCUGCCCUCCCCUGCGUCCCCCCCUCUCACUCCACCCUCCCACCCCCUGCUCCCUUCCUUCCUCCUCCUCUGUCCCUCUUGAACCACGCUCCUGCGCCCUGCCCUGGCCCCUCGCCCCCCGCCACUCUGCUGAAUGCGCUCAACACGCGCAGGCAGCAGGUGGCCCGCGAGGUGCUGCUGCUGCUGGCGCGCUGUAGGCAGGGCGGGCGCGAGGAGGGGGGCGGUGGUGAGGGGGAGGGCGCACGGGCAGUGGUGGGGGAGGUGGUGCGGGCGCUGAGGGGCAUGGUGGGACGGGUGGGAGAGAUGAAGGGGCUGCAGCAAGAGCAGAGCACCAGAGGGGAGGGGGGGAUGAUGCAGCAGCAGCAGCAGCGGCUGCAGGAGCAAGAGCAGGAGUAUGGGUGGUGGAGGGAGCAGGUGGGGGUGGCACGGCAGCAGGCAGCACUGGUGGAGGUGCUAUGUGAGGUGGCGGGCUCUGCAGGCGGGCUGCACGCUGCCGUGGGUGGCGGGGCCGUGCACGCUGUGAGCGCCGUGAUGGCCGUGCUGGCAGCGCGCCGGGGCGAGGGGCACGAGGGGUUGGAGAGCGAGCAGGGGAGGCGCGAGGGGGGCGGGGAGGAUGCAGAUGGGAGCACGGCGGUGGGAGGGGGGGCAUGCAGAGGGGGGCGUGAAGGUUGCGAGGAUGAGAGGGGUGAGGAGGUGUGCUGGUGGGUUGAGGAGGGGAGAGUGGAGGCAGGAGAUGGGGAGAGCGGGGGAGGGGGAGAGUGGAGAGCGAUAAUGAUGGGAGUGAAGGAUGGGGUGGAGGAGCAGGAGGACGGCAACGAAGGAAGGGGGGAGGGUGAGAGUGCAGAGGGAGAGGAUGGGUGGAGUGAGGAGAGUGAGGAGAGUGAGGAGAGCGAGGAGGAUGAGACGCCUCUGUGGCAUCUGUGGCAGAUGCAUAUCGACGGGCAUGUGCAUGGGCAUGUGCAUGGGCGUGUGGAUGGGCGUGUGGAUGGGCGUGUGGAUAUGGAUAGGCUUGCUGUGAUGGCUUCGGAUGGUGGGGAGAGUGCGAGUGACAGUGACAUGGAUGAGGGGGAGGAGGGGGAGGAGGGGGAGGAGGAGGUUGAGGAGGGUGAGGAUGAGGAGGAGGACGAGGAGUAUGAGGAGUGGGGAGGAGAGGAAGCUGGGGUUGCGGAUGGGGAUGGCGAGGAGGGGGGGGGAGAGGAGAGGUGGGGAGUGCAGCGCGGAGAGGCUGGGCGUUCACAGGUGCAGCUGAGGCUGCUGCAGACUCUGUUCGGCCGGGGGUUGGGCGGCGGGACGAGUGAGAGUAGUAGUGGGGAUGAUAAUACUGAGGAGAGUGAGAAUGAGGAGAGUGAGAGUGGAGAGAGCGAGGGAGAGAGUGAUAGAGAGGAGAGUGAGGGGAUCGAUGAGGAGAAUGAGGAGUGUGAGGAGAUGGAGGGAGAUUGUGAGGACGAGAGUAAGGAUAGUGAGGGCAAGAGGGAGGGUGUAAAUGGCAAAGAGGGAGACAGCGAGAGUAGGGAGAGUGAGGGAGGGGGUGCAGACUUGAGUGAUGGGGAGGGCGGGGGCAUGGCAGGGGAGGGGAGUGGGGCGGGCGAGCACUGUGCGCGUGCUGCUGUUGAGGGCAGGCGGGGCGCUGAGGAGGAUGCGGUGGACAUGGAGAUGGGCGGGGUGGGGGGGCGGGGGAUUCAUGGGCGAUGGUUGGGAGGUGGAGUGGAAGACGAGAGAAAGGCUGUGGAAUGCCGCAUUGAUGGCGCUGAUGGCGCACUGGCAGCAAACUCGGCGGCGGUGGUGGCAGCAGCACAGAGGGUUGAGCGGGAGGGAGCAGGUGUGAGGUGUCCACACGGCAGCCGGCACUGCCUGGCUUGGCUGCCUGCGUGGUGGGGGGAGAGGGAGGAGAGGGAGGGCAGGGAGGGCAGGGAGGGCAGGGAGGGUAGGGAAGGAGGUUCAGAGAGAGAUGGUGGUGGGUGUAUCAUGUUGGAUGCAGAGACUGGCAGGGGCGAUGGUGGCAAGGGACAAGUUGGCGUGGAGGACGAGCGUGGUGUCAGGAGCUGUGGUGCGAGGUGCAGUGCGGUGGCUGUGUGGGACGCACGUGAGGGGAAGGGCGCAGAGAGCGGGCAGGUGAUGAGGCGGCAGGGUGGGGCAAAGCGGAAGGCCGAGGAAAAGGAGAGGGAGGGGGUGGAGCGUGAGGGAUGCAAGAGUGGUGCUGUGGCUGUGUGCUGGGAGAGGGGUGAUGAUACGUCAGUGGAAGGGGAAGAGAGGUGUGGGGGGAACAUACGGGGGAAUGGGCGAGGGCUGGAAGAUGCGUGUGGAGGGGAGGGAACGGCAGCAGUAGCUGCAUCAGCAUCACAGGCAGGGGCAGAGCAGGGUGGGUCGGAGAAGCAAGGGGCAUGGAGGGCAGAGAAAGUGGAGGCACUGAGGGAGGAGGCCCGGCAGGAGCAGCGCCUGCUGUGGCGGCGCUGCCUGCACCUGCUGGCUCUGCUCUCCUCUGAUUGGACGGCCUGCUCCCACAUGGUGCAUGCUGGCCUGCUGCCUGCCCUGCUGCAAGCCAUCGCCUGCUACCCCUGGCAGCGCCACCCCGAGGUGGGCGCUGAGGGCACUGGGGGCACUGUGCUGGGCAGAGGCGGGGAGGGAGCGGCGGCGGUGGAGGUGGUGAGCAACGUGGUGAGGGUGCCGUGGUUGAGGCACACGGCUGCAGAGGCAGGCGCGCUGGCAGUCAUGCAGAGGGCAGCACGGCUCAUGCAGGGGCGGGGUGGGGUGGUGCAUGGUGAGGCGAGGAGGCAUGCAGUGCAGGCAGCGAUGCGGCUGUGCGAUGUCAAGUAUGCCGUGCAUGGGUGA
Molecule: messenger RNA, 6645 nt
Organism: Closterium sp. Naga37s-1
Lineage: Eukaryota; Viridiplantae; Streptophyta; Zygnematophyceae; Desmidiales; Closteriaceae
Source: the annotation of a GenBank genome assembly